Messenger RNA from Pongo pygmaeus (Bornean orangutan), 2644 nucleotides. It is a transcript of the gene PGLS, whose product is annotated as 6-phosphogluconolactonase. Gene Ontology annotation, biological process: carbohydrate metabolic process; pentose-phosphate shunt. Gene Ontology annotation, molecular function: 6-phosphogluconolactonase activity. The record is from RefSeq and is a predicted model, not a curated record. The transcript is spliced from 5 exons. Lineage: Eukaryota; Metazoa; Chordata; Mammalia; Primates; Hominidae. Bases 1547 to 2437 code for a protein of 296 amino acids.
GUUCCAAUCAUUUAUUUAUAUGUCUAUCCUUAUGCCAAUACCACAGUUUUGAUUACUGUACCUUUUUAUUGUUUGAAAUGAGUAUGAGACCUCCUAUUUUAUUCAAGAUUGUUUUGGCUAUUUGGGGGCCAUUUGCAAUUUAUUAUGAAUUUUAGGAUCAAUUUGUCAAUUUCAACAAAAAGAUUGUAAAUUUGAAAGGGAUUACAUUGCAUCCGUAGACCAAUUUGUGAAGUAUUGCCAUCUUAAUAUUAUACUUUCCAAUCCACGAACGUGGAAUGUCUUACCAUUUAUUUAGAUCAUCUUUAAUUUUUUUUUCAGCAAAGUUUUAGAUCUUUUGCUUGUUUCGAGACAGGGUUUCACUCUAUUGCCCAGGCUGGAGUGGAGUGGCAGGAACACAGCUCACUGCAGCCUUAGCCUCCUGGGCUCAAGUGAUCCUCCCACCACAGCAUCCCAAGUAGCUAGGACCACAGGCAGCUGCCACCAGGUCCAGCCUUGGCUUUCCAACGUGCUGGAAUUACAGCUGUGAGCCACCAAGCCCAGCUACAGCUCUCAAGAAGUACAGUCUUGUACUUCUUUUAUUAAAUUUAUGCCUACUUUAUACUUUAUGAUGCUAUGGUAAAUGGAAUUGUUUUCUUAAUUUGGUACUGAUUUUAAAAUCCACUACCUGUGUGAAGUACUGAAAUGUCUCACAUCACUGAAAUGUCCCACUCUCAGAAGUGGCCCAGCCUCCCCAGGCCCACCAGGCCUUCUUCCCCUUCCAGCCCUCUGUCCAGGCAAGAACUCGAUUGGAGGCCUUUCUGGGCACUCAGAGGGACACAACACCACACUAGGAGGGUUAGCUUAAAAAAUUCAACAAGCAUGGCCAGGUGCAGUGGCUUUCGCCUGAAUGCUACCACUUUGGGAGGCCGAGGCGGGAAGAUUGCUUGAGCCCAGGGGUUCAAGACCAGCCUAGACCAUAUAGCAAGAGCCCGUCCCUCCGGAAAAAGUAAAAAAAAAAAAUUCAACAAGCAUAUUUUCAUCCCCUACUUUUUUUUGAGAUGGAGCCUCGCUCUGUCGCCCAAGCUGGGGUGCAGUGGCAUGAUCUCGGCUCACUGCAACCUCCACCACCCGGGUUCAAGCGAUUCUCCUGCCUCACCCUCCCGAGUAGCUGGGACUACAGGUGACCGCCACCACGCCCGGUUAAUUUUUUGUGUUUUUAGUAGAGACGGGGUUUCACUGUGUUAGCCAGGAUGGUCUCGAUCUCCUGACCUCGUCAUCCGCCCGCCUCGGCCUCCCAAAGUGUUGGGAUUACAGGCGUGAGCCACCGCGCCCGGCGACGCAGGAAUUUUGAAACUCGCCAAAAUACGCCCUCCUUCAGAAAAUCCCUGCCACCUCGAUAGGACGUCCUCUUCUUGAGCUCCCCUCUCCGGCCCUCCCUGAUACCGCAAGGUUGAGCAUUCGGGCACUGGCUUCCCGAACUCUGACUCAGGCACAGCAGGCAGAGGUUCUAUGGGUAGGGCCGGACCGACUGCCCGACCUUCGCGGUCCUUCACUUGCUUCACUGCGCAUGUGCCAAAGACAAUCGCCCAAAGUACUCCAAACACAGCGGCAGGGCCGGCCCUUGCGCAGGCGUACUAGCGGCCGUAGGGAGCGCUUCCUCCUCUCCGCCGCCGCCCUCGCCAUGGCCGCGCCGGCCCCGGGCCUCAUCUCGGUGUUCUCGAGCCCCCAGGAGCUGGGUGCGGCGCUAGCGCAGCUGGUGGCCCAGCGCGCAGCAUGCUGCCUGGCGGGGGCCCGCGCCCGUUUCGCGCUCGGCCUGUCGGGCGGGAGCCUCGUCUCGAUGCUAGCCCGCGAGCUGCCCGCCGCCGUCGCCCCUGCCGGUCUAGCCAGCUUAGCGCGCUGGACGCUGGGCUUCUGCGACGAGCGCCUCGUGCCCUUCGAUCACGCCGAGAGCACGUACGGCCUCUACCGGAUGCAUCUUCUCUCCAGACUGCCGAUCCCAGAAAGCCAGGUGAUCACCAUUAACCCUGAGCUGCCUGUGGAGGAGGCGGCUGAGGACUACGCCAAGAAGCUGAGACAGGCAUUCCAAGGGGACUCCAUCCCGGUUUUCGACCUGCUGAUCCUAGGGGUGGGCCCCGAUGGUCACACCUGCUCACUCUUCCCAGACCACCCCCUCCUACAGGAGCGGGAGAAGAUUGUGGCUCCCAUCAGUGACUCCCCAAAGCCACCGCCACAGCGUGUGACCCUCACACUACCUGUCCUGAAUGCAGCACGAACUGUCAUCUUUGUGGCAACCGGAGAAGGCAAGGCAGCUGUUCUGAAGCGCAUUUUGGAGGACCAGGAGGAAAACCCACUGCCCGCCGCCCUGGUCCAGCCCCACACCGGGAAACUGUGCUGGUUCUUGGAUGAGGCGGCCGCCCGCCUCCUGACCGUACCCUUCGAGAAGCAUUCCACUUUGUAGCUGGCCAGAGGGACGCCGCAGCUGGGACCAGGCACGCGGCCCAGGGGGCUGGGCCCCUGCUGGCCGCCACUCUCCGGGCUCUCCUUUCAAAAAGCCACGUGGUGCUGCUGCUGGAAGCCAACAGCCUCCGGCCAGCAGCCCUGCCCGGGGCUCAACACACAGGCUGUGGCUCUGGACAUCCGGAUAUUAAAAGGAGCGUUGCUGGAA